UCUCUCUCUCUCUCUCUCUCUCUCUCUACACAGAAACCCAAAACGACACUACUUUUCUCCAAAACCCUCACAAUCCAACCAGCGAUUGGCCAAAUUCUCGGAAACACUGAUUCAUUCUGAUCAAUGAUGGAUGGGAAUAGUAAUCAGGAGGAUAUGGAUCGGAGCGAGAGCAGCGAUUACACGUCGGAGGACGAAGGGACGGAGGACUACCGCCGCGGCGGCUACCACGCCGUCCGAGUCGGCGACACUUUCAAGAACGGCCACUACGUCGUCCAAAGCAAGCUCGGCUGGGGCCACUUCUCCACCGUCUGGCUCGCUUGGGACACCCGUAACUCCCGAUAUGUAGCGCUGAAAGUACAAAAGAGUGCGCAACAUUACACGGAGGCAGCAAUGGAUGAGAUUACCAUUUUGCAACAGAUUGCAGAUGGAGAUCCCGAGGAUAAGAAAUGUGUAGUCAAGCUUUUGGAUCAUUUUAAGCACUCGGGUCCAAAUGGGCAGCAUGUCUGCAUGGUUUUUGAAUUUUUGGGGGAUAAUCUCUUGACACUUAUCAAGUAUAGUGAUUACCGUGGAAUGCCUAUUCAUAGGGUCAAGGAGAUAUGUUUUCAUGUUUUGGUGGGUUUGGAUUACUUGCAUAGACAGCUCUCUAUUAUACACACCGAUUUGAAACCGGAGAAUAUCUUGCUGUUGUCCACGAUUGACCCGUCUAAGGAUCCAACAAAGUCUGGUACUACUCUUAUUCUUCCAAACAGCAAGGACAAGACGGCGUUCGAGUCUGGGGUUUCAAAAGAUAUUAAGACAUCCAAUGGCGAUUUGACUAAGAACCAAAAGAAAAAGAUCAGAAGAAAGGCUAAGCGAGCAGCUCAAGGUUGCGCGGGAAAGGAAGCUUCUGCAGAAGCUGAAACAGAUGCUGAAACAUCUGGUGCUGUGGAGUCUUCUAAAAUUUCAAAAUCAAAUGCGGAUUCUGUGGAAGAGCAGCCUGAUAGUUCUGUCAAUGCAAAUAGAUUGUUGAAUUCUGAUGGGACAAGGGGCACUGACCAAAGGAAUCAGGCUCACAAGAGAGGAAGCCGUUCCACAAGACAGAAGCUUUUGGCUUCGGUUGACCUUACGUGCAAAUUGGUUGACUUUGGGAAUGCUUGUUGGACAUACAAGCAAUUUACGAAUGAUAUCCAAACAAGGCAGUAUAGGUGUCCAGAGGUUGUCCUUGGAGCUAAAUAUUCUACUUCAGCAGAUCUUUGGUCCUUUGCUUGCAUUUGUUUUGAGCUUGCAACUGGUGAUGUUCUUUUUGAUCCUCACAGUGGUGACAACUUUGAUAGGGAUGAGGAUCAUUUAGCACUAAUGAUGGAGCUUCUUGGGAUGAUGCCGCGGAAGAUUGCCCUGGGGGGCCGUUAUUCCCGUGACUUCUUCAACAGAUAUGGUGAUUUGAGGCACAUCCGUCGGUUGCGCUUCUGGCCCUUAAAUAAGGUUCUCGUGGAAAAAUAUGAUUUCAGCGAAGAAGAUGCAAUUGACAUGGCUGACUUCCUGAUUCCAAUACUUGAUUUUGUCCCUGAGAAGCGACCAACAGCAGCACAAUGCCUUCUUCAUCCAUGGAUCAGUACAGGUCCUCGUCUUUUAGAGCCUUCAGUGCCUUCUACACAAUCCCAAGCUGCAGUUGGUGUAAAUUCUGAGAAAAAGAGGAGGGAGAAAGAAGAAAGGGAGGCAAUGGAGGUAGGUAUGGAGAACAUUGCCAUCAAUGCAGAUUCUAAACUGCUCAAAGAUUCCCAGUCUAGUAGUGAGUCCUCCAAGACAGUCGUAAGUAGUUCAUCUGGGUAGGAUUCUGGCUUAUGUUACUGUAUGCAACCUCUCCCUUCAUCUUUCUCCAGAUGUUCGCAAUAGCUGUUUGAUUCUUGCCGAGAGUGAUGUCUUCUCCCAUUAGUUUGGAAUUUCAAUUUGCUUUUUCUGGAUGGGUGUGGUAUUAUGCGGAUGAGAGCCGGAGUAGUUCAAUAGUUUAAAGCGGUUAGAAUCCCGGAUUAAAGAAGAAUCAUUUUCUAUAGCACAACUAUUGGACAGUGUACACUUUACCCAUGUAUGCAAGGCGACUUUGUUCAUUUAAGGGGAUAUAUUGAUAUUGAAACUUUUUUCCACAUUCCGAAAUACUUGGCAUAAUUUCUUAUCCUAUUUACUAUUUAAUUUAAGGACCUGUUGAUAUUCGGCACUCUAAUUUGUCUUGGUAUAAGCUGUUUGGAAUUUUGAAAUAUCUAUGUUUCCUUUGUGUUUCUCGGA
Messenger RNA from Cornus florida, 2259 nucleotides. RefSeq lists its product as uncharacterized. Gene Ontology annotation, molecular function: protein kinase activity; ATP binding. The coding region runs from base 124 to 1809 and encodes 561 amino acids. The record is from RefSeq and is a predicted model, not a curated record. NCBI's taxonomy places the organism in Eukaryota, Viridiplantae, Streptophyta, Magnoliopsida, Cornales, Cornaceae. The transcript is spliced from 4 exons. Gene Ontology annotation, biological process: spliceosomal complex assembly; regulation of mRNA processing; protein phosphorylation.